Tripterygium wilfordii is the source of this 853-nucleotide messenger RNA. Its product is annotated as high mobility group B protein 3-like. The coding region runs from base 181 to 618 and encodes 145 amino acids. Lineage: Eukaryota; Viridiplantae; Streptophyta; Magnoliopsida; Celastrales; Celastraceae. The transcript is spliced from 8 exons. The record is from RefSeq and is a predicted model, not a curated record.
GUAAAUUAACCGAAUCCCGCCCAAACCCCCAAAACCAAAAUUCAUUUCGUUCGCAAUUGAAUUUCAAUUUUACUCUGUCAAACUAAAUAUCUCCGCCUUGUCCACCCUCUGAAGACUUCACGCGCUCUCUUUCCUUCUCUUUCUCUGAAGACCAAAACCUAGCUCUUCGAAGGAUUCGUCAUGAAGGGAGGUAGAUCAAAGGCGGAGCCUAAGAACGCCAAGCUUGGCUUGAAUAAGAAAGGCAAAGCCGUAAGCAAAUCGGGCAAAGCAGCCAAGGAUCCUAACAAGCCUAAGAGGCCUGCAAGCGCGUUCUUCGUUUUCAUGGAGGACUUCCGAGAGACGUACAAGAAGGAACAUCCUAAAAACAAAUCCGUUGCUGCUGUUGGUAAGGCUGGCGGUGACAAGUGGAAGUCAUUGAGCGAAGCUGAGAAAGCCCCUUAUGUAGCCAAGGCCGUGAAGAGGAAAGCUGAGUAUGAGAAGAACAUGAAAGCCUUCAACAAGAGACAGGCUGAAGGUCCAAAGGAGGAGGAAGAAGCAGAAUCUGAAAAGUCAAUGUCUGAGGUGAAUGAUGAGGAUGAUGAUGAAGAGGGCAGUGGGGAGGACGAGGAUGAUGAGUAGGAAUGUGCACAAGGGAAAUAGCAUGGUUCCAUAGUCAUUUAGGUUGUGACAAUGUUCCAACAUCUAUUGUCUACGGUUUGAUAUUUCUAUGUUAACUUUUCUUUAGGUUACUCUAUGCUCCCUUUGUCAUUUUGCCUUAUUAGAAUGUAAUAGCUGUAAACAGGAGAUUGGCGUCCGUGUGUUCUCUCCAUCAAAGCCUGAUGAUUUAGUUAAGUAGUUCGUGAUUUGUAGAUUA